Messenger RNA from Gongylonema pulchrum, 1425 nucleotides. Lineage: Eukaryota; Metazoa; Nematoda; Chromadorea; Rhabditida; Gongylonematidae. The record is from the annotation of a GenBank genome assembly.
AUGGCAGACACACAUAAUUUGAAAAUUGAGAUUGAAGCAGAUGCUGCGAGCACGCCAAAUAAGCUCUUUGAUUUCAAGGCAAGUGUGAACAAUGAGGAAGUGCCACUGGAAGUACUGCUCUCACUGGGCGCCUGCUUCUGUUCUGACAACACGCCGUUCUAUUCGGAAUUGUAUAACGAACGAAUUAGCUUGCAACAACCAAAUUUACGAAGCGAAAAAGCGGCGGGAAAAGAUUCGAGUCCUCUCAAUGAAGAGGCAUCAAAAGCCACAAUCCAGAUUACGAAGUGUUUGAGCGAAAAGUCAGCGGUGACUAGGGGCUAUGAUGUGGGUGUUGUGGUUCGUGUUCCACAGUCGAUGAGUAUCGCAUAUAUUCACACGCAUCGUUAUUUUAUUGCAGUACUCGAUUUUUGGCAGCAGUUCUUCGAACUGCACAAAAUCAUUCUUCGCAGCAAUGCUUCGACAAAAGCUGUUCUUGUAAGCUUCAUUUUUUCUAUGAAUUUUGAAAUGUUAGAAAUAGCACCAAACAAAAUGUUUGCUUGUAAAACUUUUACAACGUUGAAGGAUGACCGGCGAGCCCGAAUAAAAUUGAACUGUCUGAUCAACUGUCCGUCAGUUGUUGUGCUGCCGCUCAAUCAACUCUCAAAUCAAACUAUUAUUGCUGAAACUCCUCGGAUUCGAAUCAUUAAUCGAUUUCAUUUAUCAUCUACGAUUGACGAUUUCAGCAAUUCUAAGAUCGGCAACAUACUUGAGGAUGAUGAUUACGACUGUGUCAUUGACUGGAUGUCUGUUAAGUGCUCCGAAACAGCACUUUAUGAUGGCGUUCGAAUACCAAACACCACCGCUGCACUGCGUGAAGUUACUGGAUAUGAACGGAUAUGCCGCGAUAUGUUCCAGCAUUUCCACUUUUUACGCUCCAGGAAGAGUGUACUUUCCAGGCCAUAUGACUUAACAGUGAACGUGUUUCGAAAUCUGGAUGUGGCUAUUUCACACAGAGCGCCUGAUGUUUCAAUGAGCACAGAUAUCAGCAGUUUAGCAGUGAAAUUGACCACCGACUUUUAUCGUUUGUUGCGCGGUUUCCUGUCGAUGAACCUCGGCGAAGCCUUGGUGCCAGUGCCCGAGACAAUACCCAUCGAAGAAGUUAUUGGUGCGAGCAACAAGUAUGCCUCUUUUUCGUUUCGGAUGGCCCUCUCGAAUGUUGAGUUCAACUGUUUCGUGCCACGCGCCAACGAAGCUUCUCCUCAAGGAUUUGACCCAUUUGCAAGCGUGAGGCUAAACAGCGCGCGUGUUUCGUUCGAUGUAUUCAUCGACAGUCAGUCUGAGCUGGACCUCAUCUGCGAGAACAUGGAACUCAUCGACACUCGCUUCUUACGUCAGUUUUGCUCCUAUCACUUCAUUGUUAAGCGGACUUAUGUUACUGAUAAAUGA